UGAGACUAGUUUCUUCAGGCCCACUGUUCUUUUAAGCCCAAGCAAAACUCGAUCCCGUUCGCUUCGCCGGGUCUCCCAUGCCGCCGGCGAGGAGCCCGGCCGCCGGCCUGCGGCGGCGCAAAGUCUUCCUCCCUCUCGUGUUGCUCCUCCCCCUUAUUCUACUGACCCUAAUCCUGAUCUUCCCAUCUCGCUCCAUCCCCGCGCUCCGCGACGCAGCUCUCAGGUCCCAACAGACCUGCGACUACGCUGCCGGCGGAUGGGUGCCCGACUCCUCCGCUGAGUCCCACCUCCGGUACGACCACACGUGCAAGGAGAUCUUCAAGGGGUGGAACUGCAUCGCUAAUGGCAAGCGCAACGGCCACGCCCUCCUCCGCUGGCGAUGGAAGCCCGCCGGGUGCGAGCUACUCCCCAGACUCGACCCGCUCCGGUUCUUAGAGCGUCACAGGAACACCAACAUUGGAUUUGUGGGUGAUUCUUUGAAUCGAAACAUGUUUGUCUCAUUGGUCUGCAUGCUCAGGGGAGUGAACGGAGAGGUUCACAAGUGGCGUCCAGCAGGGGCAGACCGAGGUUUCACAUUCCUACGCUACAACCUCACCCUCGCAUACCACCGAACUAAUCUUUUGGUACGCUAUGGCAGCUGGUCAGCCAGUCCAAACGGAGGUCCCCUAGAAUCUCUUGGAUACAAGCAAGGCCACAGGAUUGAUGUUGAUAUUGCCGACCAAACAUGGGCAGAGGCACCAAGCUUCCAUGAUAUUCUUAUUUUCAAUACAGGACAUUGGUGGUGGUCCUCUUCAAAGUUUGAUCCAAUACAGUCACCGAUGCUCUUCUUUGAGAAAGGGAAGCCGAUUAUACCUCCUUUACUGCCACCUGAAGGACUGGAUUUGACUCUUAAACACAUGAUAACAUUUGUGAACAAAGCAAUGAGACCCAAUGGAUUGAAAUUCUUCAGCACUCAAUCUCCUAGACAUUUUGAAGGUGGUGAUUGGAAUGAAGGUGGAUCUUGUCAACGUGACCAACCCUUGUCCUCUGAAGAGGUCAAAGAAUUUUUCUCCUUGGACAACAACGGCACAAACAUAGAAGCACGCUUGGUAAACCAGCACUUGAUGAAGGCUCUGGAGCAGUCUACUACCUUCAGAGUUUUGAACGUCACUCACAUGAGUGAAUUCAGAGCUGAUGCUCAUCCGGCGACAACCGGAGGAAAGAAGCACGACGAUUGCAUGCAUUGGUGUUUACCAGGACCAACCGAUGCAUGGAACGAUUUGCUAGCAGCAAGUCUUGCGGCAAUUCAGAGCUAGCCUUGUGAGAAAAUUUCCCCAAUUUUUUUCUUGGGGUAUGAAUACGUUGGAGCAUUAUCCGUUGUCACAGAAGAGAUUUCCUCCGAAUACCAAACUGUAGCUUUAACCCAGUAUUGGAGUUUUACGACGUGUACUCCUGAAUCCUAGAAUAGCUUAAUUGGAUUUGUUUGUUGAACGAUCAAACAGAGUGGAGUUUUCUCCCACACCGACUUAUCUUUCCAUGUGACACCGACACUAAAAGGCAGGCUGCAUUAUUUUGUGCAUAUAUAUUUGCAAGAUCUAAUUGGAAA
Molecule: messenger RNA, 1585 nt
Organism: Triticum dicoccoides
Lineage: Eukaryota; Viridiplantae; Streptophyta; Magnoliopsida; Poales; Poaceae
Product: protein trichome birefringence-like 13
Exons: 7
Coding region: 78-1295 (405 amino acids)
Cellular component (GO): Golgi apparatus
Molecular function (GO): O-acetyltransferase activity
Source: RefSeq, a predicted model, not a curated record